Messenger RNA from Rubroshorea leprosula, 2190 nucleotides. NCBI's taxonomy places the organism in Eukaryota, Viridiplantae, Streptophyta, Magnoliopsida, Malvales, Dipterocarpaceae. The record is from the annotation of a GenBank genome assembly.
AGAACUCUCGAAAAUUUGCUUGACUUUUCUUUUUUUUUAUUUUCCUCUGUACAAAUCGGAAAACCCUAGAUUAAACCUCUUAAGGUCGAAUUUGAGGUGUUGAUUUUGGAAAUUGCGGGGGGGAGUGAAGAGGAUUGGCGUUUAUCAUCGUGGCGGCAUGGAGAAAUGGAUUGAGACGGCGGUGGAGUGUCUGGUACCGUCGUGGUGGGAGGUCAAAGUGACGGUUGCCGCUUCGGUUUUCGUGAUCUUGUCGUAUUGGUUUUUCACGUAUGGAGGCGGAGAUAGGGGUUGUGGCGGUGAUCGAUCGCAGUUUGGAGAGAAUUCUGACUCUGCCGGCAAUGGAUUUCUUUACGAUAACGACAAGAUGAACCAUUCCAACGGAGAUUCAAAAACCAAUUCUGCAUAUAUAAUCAAGGUGGGUUUGCUUGCAGCUAGGAAUCUUAUUGGUGCAAACUUGAAUGGCACAUCUGAUCCUUAUGCUGUGAUUACCUGUGGUUCUGAAAAAAGAUUUAGUUCAAUGAUUCCUGGUUCUAGAAAUCCUAUGUGGGGAGAGGAGUUCAAUUUUUCUGUUGAUGAGCUUCCUGCCCAGAUUAAUGUGACAAUAUAUGAUUGGGAUAUAAUUUGGAAGAGUGCUGUUCUUGGUUCAGUAACUGUCCCUGUUGAAAGGGAAAGUGAUACUGGUACAGUGUGGCACACAUUAGAUAGUUCAUCUGGACAGGUUUGUUUACACAUUAAAACAAUUAAACUCCCAGUUAAUUCUGCCAGGGUUAUGAAUGGAUACACUGGGGCUAAUGCUAGAAGGAGGAUUUCAGUUGAUAAAGAAGGACCUAUGGUGGUUCAUCAAAAGCCAGGGCCUUUGCAGACAAUAUUUGAUCUCCCUCUUGAUGAGGUUGCAGACCACAAUUAUUCUUGUGCACUUGAGAGGUCAUUCUUAUAUCAUGGCCGUAUGUAUGUCUCUGCAUGGCACAUAUGCUUCCAUUCUAAUGUGUUCUCUAAGCAAAUGAAGGUGGUAAUACCAUUUGGUGAUAUUGAUGAGAUACGUAGGAGUCAGCAUGCAUUUGUAAAUCCUGCUAUAACAAUCAUUCUCCGGAUGGGUGCUGGUGGCCAUGGUGUACCUCCUUUAGGAAGUCCUGAUGGUAGAGUCAGGUAUAAAUUUGCAUCAUUUUGGAACAGGAACCAUGUAUUAAGAGCAUUACAGCUUGCAGUGAAGAACUACCAUGCUAGGAUAGAAGCAGAGAAAAAGGAGAGAGCUGAGUCAGAAUUGCGUGCACAUAGUAGCUCAAUUAAGACUGUUAAGUCACCCAAGACGCCUAUAGAUAGUUCAUCCAAAACUGAAAAGCUUCAAGCCUUUGUCAAAGAAGAGGUUCUUGUUGAUAUUCACAAUGACGUAUUUCCAUGCACAGCAGAGCAAUUCCUUAACAUACUGUUAAGCAAUGGUUCUCCUUUCUUAUAUGAUUAUCGUUCAGCUCGGGGGGAUAGUAAUCUUAAUAUAGAAGAAUGGCAUGCUGCAGAUGAAUAUGAUGGUCAAGUACGAGAGAUAACAUUCAGAUCUGUUUGUAACAGUCCCAUGUGCCCACCAGAUACAGCCAUGACUGAGUAUCAGCGUCAUGUUUCAUCUCCUGAUAAGAAAAAGCUUGUUUUUGAAACUGUACAACAGGCACAUGAUGUUCCUUUUGGGUCCUGUUUUGAGAUUCACUGUCAGUGGUGUUUGGAGACCAAUUCAGAAAAUUCGUCCUCUAUAUAUAUAAAAGUAGGUGUACAUUUUAAGAAAUGGUGUUUGAUGCAAUCCAAAAUCAGGGAAGGGGCUAUCAAUGAGUACAAGAAAGAGGUUGAGAUGAUGUUGGAGGUCGCCCGCUCAUUUACCCACUCACGUACUUCUGGUGGUGAGGCCGAUGAGUCCACAUCCUCACCCUCAGCCAUUCAAGAUAGCAGCUGAUGCCACCAGCUUCACAAACUAGACGCACACGGUUCCAUUUUAUUGUACAUUUUCCUUUAAAUUCAUGCCAUUGAAAUGAAAUGUACAGCUACCUCUUCUGAUCGUCGUUCUUUUUUGAACUCCAUUCAUGUGUUCUGGUAAAGCAUGGUAUAAUGGCAACAUAUUUUUUCUGUUGAGGCUGCUGGCAUUUCCGUGUAUGCCUAUAUGCUUAAAAAAAAAACAUAUAAUAAUGUAAAUAAAAGAAAUUCAUUUUC